AUGGAUGACAUACGCAUCAUCAAGGCCGUGGAGGGCUUCCCCGAAUUAUAUAGUAAAGGACACCCAAACUACAAAGAUAUUCGAAAGAAAGAAAGAACCUGGCAGGUUAUUGGAGCCAUUCUAGGUUUAGACGACCAACCGUUCAAACACACCAACACAACACCAGAGCACAUCAGUCCCUCGUUCAAACACACCAACACAACACCAGAGCACCCCUGUCCCUCGUUCAAACACACCAACACAACACCAGAGCACAUCAGUCCCUCGUUCAAACACACCAACACAACACCAGAGCACAUCAGUCCCUCGUUCAAACACACCAACACAACACCAGAGCACAUCAGUCACUCGUUCAAACACACCAACACAACACCAGAGCACAUCAGUCCCUCGUUCAAACACACCAACACAACACCAGAGCACAUCAGUCACUCGUUCAAACACACCAACACAACACCAGAGCACAUCAGUCCCUCGUUCAAACACACCAACACAACACCAGAGCACCCCUGUCCCUCGUUCAAACACACCAACACAACACCAGAGCACCCCUGUCCCUCGUUCAAACACACCAACACAACACCAGAGCACCCCUGUCCCUCGUUCAAACACACCAACACAACACCAGAGCACAUCAGUCCCUCGUUCAAACACACCAACACAACACCAGAGCACCCCUGUCCCUCGUUCAAACACACCAACACAACACCAGAGCACCCCUGUCCCUCGGUCUAG
Messenger RNA from Knipowitschia caucasica, 735 nucleotides. Lineage: Eukaryota; Metazoa; Chordata; Actinopteri; Gobiiformes; Gobiidae. The record is from the annotation of a GenBank genome assembly.